CACAGGCUCAUAACCCAGUGUUGGCACUCCACUCGAUCAAGCUAGCUCCUGCCCCCUGCCAUGGCAAGCUUCAACCAUGCCAACGACACCGCCCGGGACACCGGCUCUCCCCCGGCUGCGGCUGCUACGUCUACCCUCGGAGUUGGGCCCCUUCCUCUAGACGCCGGCGAGUUCCGGCGUCAGGGACGUCAAGUCAUGGACUUCAUCGCGGACUACUACGACCGCAUCGACGAGUACCCUGUUCGCCCGGCCGUCGCUCCCGGGUUCCUAGCCCGGCAGCUUCCCGACACGGCGCCGUCGUGGCCGGAGCCCGACGCGCUCGCCUCGGCGCUGCGCGACAUCCGGGACCUCAUCCUUCCCGGCGUCACCCACUGGCAGAGCCCCCGUCAUUUCGCGCACUUCGCGGCGACGGCGAGCAACGUGGGCGCGCUCGGCGAGGCCCUCGCCGCGGGCCUCAACAUCAACCCUUUUACCUGGGCCGCCUCGCCGGCGGCCACCGAGCUCGAGGUCGUUGUUACAGAUUGGCUGGGUAAGGCGCUACACCUCCCGGAGCAGCUGCUCUUCUGCGGUGGCGGCGGCGGCACGCUGCUCGGGACGUCGUGCGAGGCCAUGCUCUGCACCAUCGUCGCCGCGAGGGACCGGAAGCUCGCCGAAGUAGGAGGCGAGGAGAGGAUGGGCGACCUCGUCGUCUACUGCUCCGACCAGACCCACUUCUCGAUCAAGAAGGCCGCGCACGUCGCCGGCAUUCGCCGGGCGAACUGCCGGGUGAUACCGACGUGCCGCGAGAGCGGCUUCACGCUGUCGCCGGCGGCACUGCAGGCCGCCGUGCGCGCCGACGAGGCAGCUGGGAGGGUCCCUCUCUUCCUGUGCGCGACUGUGGGGACCACUCCGACGGCGGCGGUCGACCCUCUCCGCGAGCUGUGCGCCGCGGUGGCGGGCCACGGCGUGUGGGUGCACGUGGACGCAGCCUACGCCGGCGCAGCGUGUAUUUGCCCGGAGUUCAGCCACAUCACCGCGGGCGCCGCGGCCGUGGACUCGUUCAGCACGAACCCGCACAAGUGGCUCCUGUCCAACAUGGACUGCUGCGCGCUGUGGGUGCGGCAUCCCACGGCGCUCGUGGCGUCGCUCGGCACCGACGACGACGUGAUCCUCAAGGACGCAGCUGCAUCGGGCGUCGUGGACUACAAGGACUGGCAGGUGGCGCUGAGCCGCCGGUUCCGCGCGCUGAAGCUGUGGCUCGUGCUCCGCUGCCACGGCGUGGAGGGCCUCCGCGGCUUCGUGCGCGCCCACGUGCGCAUGGCCGCGGCCUUCGAAGCCAUGGUGCGCGCCGACCCGCGGUUCGAGGUGCCCGUGCCGGCGCGGUUCGGGCUCGUGUGCUUCCGCCUCCGCCCCGUCGACGACGGCAUGGCCGAGACCACGACGAACGAGCUCAACCGGAGGCUGCUGGAGGCGGUGAACGCGACGGGGCGCGCGUACAUGAGCUGCGCGGUGGUGGGUGGCAUGUACGUGCUGCGGUGCGCCAUCGGGAACUCGCUGACGGAGGAGCGGCACGUCCGGGAGGCGUGGAGCGUCGUGCAGGAGCAAGCCGACGCGGUGCUUGCCCCGGCGGGCGCCGGCGUCGCUCCGGCUGCUCGUUCGAAGGGGCGUACGGUUGAGGAUGCCCGUCGCAUGGAGACCGGCGUGCAUGAGAAAUGGCGCUCACCGCCGCGCACUGCGUACCGCGUGAUUCGUUCUUACGCGUUGGCUUUCCUCUUGGGUAAAUAAAAGGAACUGGUGAGAUUAGGGUGUACCUGUCCUGUCCAUGGAUUAAAUAUUGGAUUUGUAUACUUUCGAAAAUAAGUAAAUACUAUUGGAUUUGGAUGUGAAGGUGUAUCAAUGGCUUGGAGAGACGUCACAACACAAAAGCAUUACUAAGUGAAGCAGACAUGGAUCA
Triticum dicoccoides is the source of this 1933-nucleotide messenger RNA. Its product is annotated as tyrosine decarboxylase-like. Gene Ontology annotation, cellular component: cytoplasm. Gene Ontology annotation, molecular function: pyridoxal phosphate binding; carboxy-lyase activity. Gene Ontology annotation, biological process: amino acid metabolic process; carboxylic acid metabolic process. The transcript has a single exon. Lineage: Eukaryota; Viridiplantae; Streptophyta; Magnoliopsida; Poales; Poaceae. The record is from RefSeq and is a predicted model, not a curated record. Bases 61 to 1764 code for a protein of 567 amino acids.